Messenger RNA from Physcomitrium patens, 1831 nucleotides. RefSeq names its product 26S proteasome non-ATPase regulatory subunit 11 homolog. Gene Ontology annotation, molecular function: protein binding. The record is from RefSeq and is a predicted model, not a curated record. Lineage: Eukaryota; Viridiplantae; Streptophyta; Bryopsida; Funariales; Funariaceae.
AGACGAAGCGAGAGAAGUGUAGUUACGGGAAGAUGUGGAGGAAGCUUGGGACGCCACAGCCAGCCAGGUCUGUUGCUCUUUGUUGUUGUUAGUUUUGAUCUUGUAUAGGAUUGUUGAAGGCGCUGUUGGUUUGUUAUUUGGCGAGGAGCAAUGGCGUCGACAGCAGUAGGCCGGCCGGUUUCUGCCCUGAAGGAGUCGGGGAGCGGGAAGGACGCGUCGGGAUUGUGCCCUAGCAGCGAAACCCUAUCGCACGCGCUGGAUUACAAGGAAAGCGAUCCCGCGAAGGCGAUCGCAAUGCUUCGGGAGGUUCUCUACCACCCUGCAUCGACGGCAGAGGUCCUGCGCGUGAAGGAGCAGGCGAUAACGGCGUUGUCGGACCUGUUGUCACAGGAGAAGAAGGCGGAGGAGCUCCGAGGGCUGCUGACGGAUUUGCGACCUUAUUUCAAUUUGAUACCGAAGGCCAAGACGGCGAAGAUUGUGAGGGGGAUCAUUGAUGCCGUGGCCAAGAUUCCUGGUACGUCGGAUUUGCAAAUUUCGUUAUGCAGGGAGAUGGUGGAGUGGACGAGGGCUGAGAAGCGAAUGUUUCUGAGGCAAAGGGUGGAGGCAAGGCUCGCAGCUCUUUUGAUGGAGAACAAGGAGUAUUCCGAAGCGCUUAGUCUGUUGACAAAUUUAGUGAGGGAAGUGAGAAGGUUGGAUGAUAAACUGUUGCUUGUGGAUAUUGACUUGUUGGAGUGCAAGCUGUACUUCUCUUUGCGGAAUUUGGCCAAGGCGAAGGCUGCUCUUACUGCAGCAAGGACGGCAGCGAACGCUAUCUAUGUACCUCCUGCGCAGCAGGGCACGAUCGAUCUCCAGAGUGGUAUUUUGCAUGCUGAGGAGAAAGACUAUAAGACUGGGUUCAGCUACUUUUUUGAAGCCUUUGAGGCUUUUAAUGCAUUGGAUGACCCUCGAGCUGUUUUUAGUUUGAAAUACAUGCUGCUAUGCAAGAUCAUGUUAAACCAGGCUGAUGACGUGGGUAGUCUCAUCUCCUCGAAGGCAGGGCUGAAAUAUACGGGUGUGGAACUAGACGCAAUGAAAGCUGUCGCAGAUGCUUAUGGCAAGCGAUCCCUCAAGAAUUUUGAAGAAGCAUUAAACGUGUACAGAGAGCAGUUAGAGGAGGACCCAAUUGUGCAUCGUCAUCUAUCGUCUUUAUACGACACCUUACUUGAGCAGAAUCUCUGCCGCUUGAUUGAACCCUUUUCUCGAGUGGAGAUUUCUCACAUUUCUGAACUUAUUGGCCUCCCAAGUGAAAACGUAGAGAAGAAGCUCUCUCAAAUGAUCCUUGACAAGAAAUUUGCGGGUACUUUGGACCAAGGAGCAGGCUGUUUGAUCAUUUUUGAUGAUGUGAAACCUGAUGGAAUAUAUCCAUCUACGCUGGAAACUUUAUCUAACAUUAGCAAGGUGGUAGAUAGUCUCUACUUGAAAUCGGCCAAAAUAAUGGCGUAAUGUACUUUCUGAUUUUCUGUUUCAGUGGGUUGCGUCCAAAAUCACUGCGUCUGUUGUUCCGAUAUAUGGAAAGUGCGCCCUGUAUCAUGUUCAUCUUUUGUCCUCACGAAGAGUCACCUGUCUAGAAUUUCAGUUAGUGACCAACAAAGAAGUACCUGAUGCGACCUGAAGUAGAUGUUCAGCACUGUGCAGCAUGUUUUGGUAGUGUACGUUUCCGAAACCGUCACCAUGGGUAGUGUAAGGGAAGUUGCAUUUGGGGACCUUUUGAUUGUUCAUUUGGUACUUGUAGUGUUCUCUGUUCUUAUAUUUGCUUGUGAAAUUGUGCUGAAUACCUCGAAGUGACAUGUAA